CAAUGGCUGAGAAGAAGAUGGAAUACGUCAAACACUUCAGCAUCAAGCUUACGUCGCACAGCCUGGGCAAGUCUGGCCUCAAGGUGUCCCGCAUCAUUCUGGGGGCCAUGAGCUACGGAAGUUCAGAAUGGCAACCUUGGGUCCUGAACGAGGAGGAAAGUCUGCCGCUUCUCGAGCACGCAUACAGGUGCGGUAUUAACACCUGGGACACGGCCGACAUCUACUCCCACGGCCAAUCAGAGCGUAUCAUUGGCAAAGCCCUCAAGAAAUACAACAUCCCGCGCAGCAAGGUCGUUCUCCUCUCCAAAUGCUACUUCGGUGUUGACGAAUCCAACCUCGGUCGCCCCAUUGCGCUCUCAUCGAUCAACGACGGCGAGACAGUCAAUGAAGUCGGCCUGAGUCGCAAGCACAUCUUCGAUGCUGUGGAGAAGAGCGUGGAGAGGCUAGGCACAUACAUUGAUGUCCUCCAGAUCCAUCGCCUGGACCGAAGCACACCGAGGGAGGAGAUCAUGAAGGCCCUGAACGAUGUCAUCGAAAAGGGCUGGGUUCGAUAUAUCGGUGCGAGCUCCAUGGCAGCAUGGGAGUUUCAGACCCUCCAGAACAUUGCUGAGAAGCACGGCUGGCACAAGUUUGUAUCGAUGCAGAACUACUACAACUUGCUGUACCGUGAAGAAGAGCGCGAGAUGAUCCCUUACUGUCAAGACACGGGCGUCGGACUCGUUCCGUGGUCGCCUAUUGCACGCGGCGCUCUCACACGGCCCUUUGCAGACCGCUCCUCUAAGCGCGCCGAAACCGACAAAUUCGUCUCUGCACUUGUAUACGAGCGUGAAUUUGCUUCUGACAAGAAGAUCAUCGAACGCGUGGAGGAGGUCGCUAAGAAGCACAGUGUAAGCAUGGCUUGCAUCGCCACGGCUUGGUGUGUCAAGAAGGGAGUGUGUCCCAUCAUUGGCAUCAGCAGCAAGGAGAGGAUCGAGGAGGCUGUACAGAAUGUACACUUCAAACUAAGUGACGAAGAUGCCAAGUACCUCGAGGAGUCCUACGUACCCAAGGAAAGGCAAGGCUUCUAG
This is a messenger RNA of Parastagonospora nodorum SN15, 1067 nucleotides long. RefSeq lists its product as hypothetical. The transcript is spliced from 4 exons. The record is from RefSeq and is a predicted model, not a curated record. NCBI's taxonomy places the organism in Eukaryota, Fungi, Ascomycota, Dothideomycetes, Pleosporales, Phaeosphaeriaceae. Bases 3 to 1067 code for a protein of 354 amino acids.